Messenger RNA from Drosophila guanche, 882 nucleotides. RefSeq names its product cuticle protein 16.5. The record is from RefSeq and is a predicted model, not a curated record. The coding region runs from base 95 to 799 and encodes 234 amino acids. Gene Ontology annotation, cellular component: RNA polymerase II transcription regulator complex. Lineage: Eukaryota; Metazoa; Arthropoda; Insecta; Diptera; Drosophilidae. Gene Ontology annotation, molecular function: transcription coactivator activity. The transcript has 3 exons. Gene Ontology annotation, biological process: positive regulation of transcription by RNA polymerase II.
GGAGCGGUUUGCACUAUAAAAGUAACGCAAUGCACGCAAUCCAUUUACAGUUGCACUUCUCCCUCGAAGCCAAGCGAAUCAAAGCCAAGCAGACAUGAAACUUCUGAUCCUGACCACCACCCUGUUGGCUGUGGCGAGCGCCGCCCCCGGACUACUCGACUAUGGGGGACUGGGACACACAGCGCCGGCCAUUAGCUACGGACACGCUGCGCCCGCCAUCAGCUAUGCGGCUGCCGCUCCGGUCAUCAAAUCCUACGCCCCGGCCAUCAGCUAUGCAGCCCCCACCGUCGUGAAGUCGUACGCCGCUCCGGCCAUCAGCUACGCGGCUCCGGCUCCGUCCUACAGCUAUGCGGCCCAUGCUCCGGCCAUCAGCUAUGCCGCUCCCACUGUGCUCAAGUCGUAUGCCGCGCCCGUGGCAGUGGCUGCUCCGGUGGCUGUUAAAUCCUACGCCCCGGCCACCAGCUACUCGCACUUCAGUUCGGUUGUUUCCCAUGCCGCGCCCAUCGUUAAGUCAUAUGCCGCUCCGGCCAUCAGCUAUGCCGCACCUGCCGUGGUCAAGUCGUACGCCGCUCCUGCCAUCAGCUACGCCGCACCCGCUGUCGUCAAGUCAUACGCUGCUCCGGCCAUCAGCUAUGCGGCUCCUGCUCCGUCCUACAGCUACGCGGCCCAUGCUCCGGCCAUCAGCUAUGCCGCACCGGCCGUGGUCAAGUCUUACGCCGCACCCGCCAUCAGCUAUGCCGCACCCACACUCCUGAAGUCGUACGGCGGCUAUGAUGACGGCCACUACGGUUAUCACUAAGCGGACGCGGCUCCAUCGGGGGUUGGGGACAGGAGGCAUGGAAGCGGACGAGGUCGAGGAGCUGCAACAGCCGAGGCACGUUC